AUGAAAGAUUUUAUCCAUCAAAAAUUUAGAAGAUUAUCAAAGAAUUAUUCGAAGAUAGAUUAAAAGGAGUUGAAUAUGACCCAAAUAAUGCCAAUUAAUUAAGCGAAAGAUUAGUUCUCGAAUUAAGAGAGAAAAUAAAAAGAGAAGGUAAAGUCCCUAGAUAUAAAAUUGGAGUUUAAGUAGUUUUCGGAGAAAUUAAAGGAUAAGGUUUAAGAAUAGCCUCUAAGUGUUUGUGGGAUGUUCAAAAUGAUAAUUAUGCAAGCUACACUUAUACAAGCGAAAAGGUUUAUUGCACAGGAAUAGUAUUUGGAUGCUACUUUGAAUGAAUAAAUAAAUAACUUCCUUUUGAAUGGAUUUAAUUUAAUUAGCAAAUGCAGUAUCGUUAAUUUCUUAAAAAUCAUUUGA
This is a messenger RNA of Tetrahymena thermophila SB210, 405 nucleotides long. RefSeq lists its product as hypothetical. Lineage: Eukaryota; Ciliophora; Oligohymenophorea; Hymenostomatida; Tetrahymenidae. The transcript has 4 exons. The record is from RefSeq and is a predicted model, not a curated record.